Dendronephthya gigantea is the source of this 2150-nucleotide messenger RNA. RefSeq names its product proton myo-inositol cotransporter-like. Gene Ontology annotation, molecular function: myo-inositol:proton symporter activity. The record is from RefSeq and is a predicted model, not a curated record. The transcript has 5 exons. Gene Ontology annotation, biological process: transmembrane transport. Lineage: Eukaryota; Metazoa; Cnidaria; Anthozoa; Malacalcyonacea; Nephtheidae. Gene Ontology annotation, cellular component: membrane. Bases 243 to 1997 code for a protein of 584 amino acids.
ACAAACAUUAGAAUACAGUCUAAAAAAUAAAUGAAAUGAUAUGUUUUGUGUUUGCCAAAUUCACAUACCUCGAAAGUAGAAUUGAAACAUCGUGUGACGCGCCUAAUAAAAAUACGAGGUCAAAAAUACGAAAACGAGGCUAGCAGGUAAAAAUAAUUUGUAAAAAUAUUGUAAAAAAUCGGAACAUUGGAAUCAUUCUCAAUCAUUCUCAAUGAUGAUAUUUGUUUGAAUUUAGUCAUACAAUGGAAGAGAUUGAAGAUCAGGUGUCGACGACUAACAAGGAUCACAAGGCCAGCGAGCCUUUGCUAAACGGCUCAACGCAGUGCCAAAAACCUGGGAUUUUCGUUUAUAUUUUGACAUUUUUUGCUGCGGUCGGUGGCUUUCUUUUUGGUUAUGAUACAGGCGUCGUUUCAGGUGCCUUAAUCCUUCUGAAAAAACGUUUUCAAUUGACUUUCUUCAUGGAAGAACUUGUAGUGAGCAUUACCAUUGCUGGGGCGAUCAUAGGGGCUCUGUAUGCAGGUCCCGUGAGCCAAUAUUUAGGUCGGAAAUUUGUUUUGAUAUCUUCAGCGAUUAUUUUCACAAUCGGUGCUCUAUUUAUGACAUUAGCUGAAAAUAUUGGUGAGCUGCUUACAGGCAGAGCUAUAGUUGGCCUCGGAAUAGGAUCUGCUUCAAUGACGGUCCCUGUGUAUAUAGCCGAAGCUGCCCCAGCUCAUAUGAGAGGAAAACUAGUGACGUUAAAUAAUGUCUUUAUCACUGGAGGUCAAUUUAUUGCAAGUAUUGUGGAUGGAAUCUUUGCCUAUGACAAAAGAAAUGGUUGGAGGUAUAUGCUAGGUCUGUCUGGUGUUCCAGCAAUCAUUAUGUUGUUUGGUCUUUUUUUCAUGCCGGAAAGUCCUCGAUGGUUGGUAAGCAAAGGCAAGGUGGAAAAGGCCAAAAAGGUUCUGAAAAGAAUAAGAAAUUCCAAUGAUAUUGAUGAUGAAAUAUGCGACAUCUCACAGACGUUACAAAGAGAACGCUUGGCUGAGAAUGAUGGAUCAAAAUGUGGCAUUCUUGUUCGUAUAUGGCAAACUCCUUCAGUAAGGAGAGCAGUUUUUGUAGGUUGUGGUCUACAAGCUAUUCAACAACUUUCAGGAAUAAAUACUGUAAUGUAUUACAGUUCAACUAUCAUCAAAAUGGCAGGUACCAAAAGUGAUGAGGAUGCAAUAUGGCUUGCUGUUCCUGUUGCUUUCACAAACUUUGCAUUCACUUUAGUUGGAGUCUUUUUAGUUGAGAGAAUGGGGCGGCGGAAAUUAUUGCUUGGUAGUUUGGGUGGUGUAAUCCUUAGCCUUUUAUUGCUAAGUGUAACAUUCCUUCUAGAACUACAAUCUUCUCCUGACGUUACACUACGUCCAAAUAUCACAGACUCCUGCACAACCAGCUAUGACCAUUGUUAUUCAUGUAUAGAAGACCAUGGGUGUGGUUUCUGUUAUAGUGAAAUUGGCGGUGAAUAUAUGAAUGGUUCAUGUCUUCCAGUUACAUCAAAUUAUAACACAGACCAUGAUAAGUAUGGUUUAUGUAAUGUAACGACCAAUAGUAACCUACACUGGGGUUAUGACCAUUGUCCUUUCGCCUUAUCCUGGCUGGCUGUGCUUGGGUUAAUUGUCUACUUGGCAUGGUUUGCACCAGGUAUGGGACCUAUGCCAUGGACAGUGAAUUCAGAAAUCUACCCACAAUGGGCAAGAAGUUUUGGGAAUUCAAGUUCAGCUGCAACGAACUGGGUGUUCAAUCUUUUAGUUUCGAUAACCUUUCUUCAUUUGACACAGCUUCUAACAAAAAGUGGUGCGUUUGGUCUGUAUACUGCACUCGCCUUCUUGGGAUGGUUAUUUAUAUACGGCUUAGUACCCGAAACUAAAGGGAAAACUCUUGAAGAGGUUAAUAGAUUAUUUGAAAGUGCAGGAAGGCGUAGCUAUGAAAACAGUGUCAACGGACUUGAUUCUUCAUACGUCAAUAGUGAUGCCUGAUGACACAUACUUUGAUUGAAUUAGAACUCUAUUAACUGAGAAUAAACCUAUGGCCCUGUGAUUUAUUUACCUUGGAAUUCUGGUUUGAAUGUCGGUGCAUUCUACUUAACUUUCCGGUACGUUUGCCCCAGGUUUCUCAAGUUCAAUGAAUUA